AUGUCCACGACGAGAGCUGAUAACACACCACCCGAUUCGGCGGGCUCGACAAGGAGUCGUAAAUCUGCAUGGGAGGACAGCAACCCAGGUGCACAACAACAGGAACAGCAGCAACAACAACAGCAACAGAAUGUUGACUCAAGUAAUACAAAACUGAACGUAGACAACAAAAAUAAGGGAGAACCAAAUUUGACAUCGUCGAGACCUGCUAGUGCAACGUCUAUUCUGAGCUCUCGGUCACGCAAAUCCGCCUGGGAAAAAGAGGCAGAGAACCCGGAACCCACUGUUCGGACCCGACUAUCGAGGGGAGCCAGGCCUGAGAUAAAAAAUGGUCGAUCAAAAAACGGUGAUAUUAGGUUGAAGUCUGUGGAACUGGAAGAGAAAAAGGACAGAGAUGCAGAGUCGAUUCUUAACAAUGAGGGAACAUGUACAGACUCGUUGAGGGAAUUCUCCAAGGUGUUCAGAUCUAAAAAAUUCAAAUCAGAAAAACUUGAACGUUUAUAUCAAAGAUAUUUUUUCAGCCUGAACAAAAGCAGCUUGAUGUGCCUAAUUGGCUUAAUAGCUCUUGUUUGUAUUGUGAUGAUAAUUUUCUACUAUGGCCCUGGGAACACUUCAUGGGUUAGAGGAGUUAUUCUCGGAGUUUUCUUCAUAUUCCUUGUUGGGCUGCAGUUUUUUUGUAAUCGCAGCGGCUUUUCUCAGCGACAACUCAGUAUCGUCUGUUACAUAAUAAUCAUUCUCCUGUGUAUUAUUAUACUGGUUGCUGUGCUGUCUGCGGUGCCAUCUUCGGCUACAGCUGCUGUUUGGUGUACCAUCUUCUUUAUCUACAUGAUCUACACGUUACUGCCCGUGAGGAUGAGGCUAGCGGUCCUAGGCGGGUGCUGUCUUGCACUCUUUCAUAUUGUUUGUGCAGCAGCAAAUAACAGCGGCGACUGGUUUCUAUGGAAACAGAUUGUAGCCAAUGUCUUGGUGUUUGCCUGUGCCAACUUAGCAGGUAUUUUCACACAUUAUCCAACAGAAGUUGCCCAGAGGCAGGCCUUUCUGGAGACAAGGAAAUGUAUAGAAGCCAGAUUAAACUCGCAGAGGGAAAACCAGCAACAGGUAUGAAGCUCUCAUUUCAUGUAUCCGUUGUCAGUUUCCUCUGGUUACCGGUAAUUUAUAUUGGACAAACCCGGGGAUUGUCCAUUUUCCCUUUAUUGCACAGAGCUUCAUAUUAAUUUUUGCAUACUAUUUUAUUGCAGUAUCUUAUUUGCUGAUAUUGAAGGGUUUACAAGGCUAUCAUCACAAUGUACAGCUCAAGAACUUGUGAAAAUUCUUAAUGAAUUAUUUGCAAGAUUUGACAAACUCGCUCAAGAGAAUCACUGUCUACGGAUAAAAAUCUUAGGUGACUGUUAUUAUUGUGUGUCUGGCUUACCAGAACCAAGACCAGAUCACGCACACUGCUGUGUAGAAAUGGGACUGGAUAUGAUAGAUGCCAUAGCUGUUGUGAGGGAAGUAACUGGAGUAAAUGUCAAUAUGCGAGUAGGUAUUCACAGCGGUCGUGUCCAUUGCGGUGUUCUGGGACUACGUAAAUGGCAGUUUGAUGUGUGGUCUAAUGAUGUUAGUUUGGCAAACAACAUGGAAGCUGGUGGUAGGCCGGGACGUGUUCAUAUCACGGAAGACUCAUUGGAAUGCUUGAACGGUGACUACGAAGUGGAACCAGGACAUGGAAUUGAAAGAAAUAGUUAUCUAAGAGAUAAUAACAUUGAUACGUUCCUCAUUGUGGCCCAACAUCCAAGAAAAAAGAUGCAGGAUACCAUCAAUUUUGACUGGCCAGUCAGUGGAGAGGAUGGCAAAAAGAACCAAUUGAACCCUUGUAAUUCACCACUUUCCAACAACAGAGGGCGAUCUUCAUCUGUGGCUCAAUUGGAAGGGUGGGGUGCUGAAAAACCAUUUGCGAACUUCAUGGCCAGUUCGGGAAAGGAGAUUCGACAGAUGGGCUACGUUGAGAAUGAUCUUCGACCAGGAGAAGCAAAUAUCCAUAACAAACUUGGAUUGGGUGAUUAUCAAGAUAAACAAGACCCAGAUGAUGAGGUCAACGAAUUCCUUGGCCGUGCAAUUGAUGCUCGAAGUAUUGAUAGAUUAAGGUCUGAACAUGUGAAAAGGUUUACAUUGGCAUUCAGGAAAAAAGAUCUUGAAGACAAGUAUUCUAAAGUACGAGAUCACAUGUUUAAUUCAUACAUGGUUUGCGCACUAGCCAUACUAGUGUUUAUUUGUUUAACACAACUCAGUAUCUUGCCAUUGUUCCAUUUAUGUUGGGAGAAGUUAGGAUUCAUGGUGGGAGAGGCAAUAUUUAUGGUGGGAAAGGCAGGAUUUGUGCUGGGAGAGGCAGAAUUCAUGGUGGGUGUGGCAGAAUUUAUGAUGGGAGAGGCAGGAUUCAUGGUGGGUGUGGCAGGAAUUAUGGUGGGAGUGGCAGGAUUUAUGGUGGGAGAGGCAGGAUUUAUGGUGGGAGAGGCAGGAUUUAUGGUGGGAAUGGCAGGAUUCAUGGUGGGAGAGGCAGGAUUUAUGGUGGGAAUGGCAGGAUUCAUGGUGGGAGAUGCAGGAUUUAUGGUGGGUGUGGCAGAAUUUAUGGUGGGAGAAGCAGGAUUUAUUGUGGGAGAGGCAGGAUUUAUAGUGGGAGAGGCAGGAUUCAUGGUGGGAGAGGCAGGAUUCAUGGUGGGAGAGGCAGGAUUUAUGGUGAAAGAGGCAGGAUUUAUUCGGAGGGCAGGAUUCAUGGUGGGGAGGCAGGAUUCAUGGUGGGAGUGGCAGGAUUCAUGGAUUCAUGGUGGGGAGGCAGGAUUCAUGGUGGGAGUGGCAGGAUUCAUGGUGGGAGUGGCAGGAUUUAUGAUGGGAGAGGCAGGAUUUAUGGUGGGAGAGGAAGGAUUCAUGGUGGAAGAGGCAGGAUUCAUGGUGGGAGUGGCAGGAUUCAUGGUGGGAGAGGCAGGAUUUAUGGUGGGAGAGGCAGGAUUCAUGGUGGGAGAAGCAGGAUUUAUUGUGGGAGAGGCAGGAUUUAUAGUGGGAGAGGCAGGAUUCAUGGUGGGAGAGGCAGGAUUCAUGGAUUCAUGGUGGGUGUGGCAGGAUUCAAGGUGGGAGGGGCAGGAUUUAUGGUGGCAGAGGCAGGAUUUAUUCAGGGGCAGGAAUUAUGGUGGGAGUGGCAGGAUUCAUGGUGGAAGAGGCAGGAUUCAUGGUGGAGGUAGCAGGAUUCAUGGUGGAGGUGGCAGGAUUUAUGGUGGCAGAGGCAGGAUUUAUGGUGGGAGUCGCAGGAUUUAUGGUGUGAGUGGUCAGAUUUAUGGUGGUAGAGGCAGGAUUCAUGGUGGGAGAGGCAGGAUUCAUGGUGGGAGAGGCAGGAUUCAUGGUGGAGGUGGCAGGAUUUAUGAUGAGAGAGGAAGGAUUCAUGGUGGGAAAGGAAGGAUUUAUGGUGGGAGAGGCAGGAUUCAUGGUGGGGUGUCAGGAUUCAUGAUGGGAGAGGCAGGAUUCAUGGUGGGAGAGGCAGGAUUCAUGGUUGAGGUGGCAGGAUUCAUGAUGGAUGAGGAAGGAUUCAUGGUGGGAGAGGCAGGAUUCAUGGUAGGCAAGAUUCAUGGUGGAGGUGGCAGGAUUCAUAAUGGGAGAUGGAGUAUUCAUGGUGGGAGAGGAAAGAUUUAUGGUGGGAGAGGCAGGAGUCAUGUUGGAGGUGGCAGGAUUCAUGGUGGAGGUGGCAGGAUUUGUGGUGGGAGAGGCAGGAUUCAUGGUGGUGGCAGGAUUCAUGGUGGGAGAGAAAGGAUUCACGGUGGGAGAGGCAGGAUUCAUGGUGGAGGUGUAGGAUUCAUGAUGGGAGAGGGAGGAUUCAUGGUGGAGGUGGCAGGAUUCAUGGAGGUCGCAGGAUUCAUGGUAGGAUUGGCAGGAUUCAUGGUGGAGAUGGCAGAAUUCAUGGUGGGAGUGGCAGAAUUUAUGGUGGGAGAGGCAGGAUUUAUGGUGGGAGAGGCAAGAUUUAUGGUGGGAGAGGCAGGAUUCACGGUGGGAGAGGCAGGAUUCAUGAUGGAAAGGCAGAAUUCAUGGUGCAGGAUUUAUGGUGGGAGAGGCAGGAUUCAUGGUGGAGGUGGCAGGAUUCAUGGAGGUGGCAGGAUUUAUGGUGGGAGUGGCAGGAUUCAUGGUGGGAGUGGCAGGAUUCAUGGUGGGAUUGGCAGGAUUCAUGGUGGAGAUGACAGGAUUCAUGGUGGGAGUGGCAGAAUUUAUGGUGGGAGAGGCAGGAUUUUUGGUGGGAGAGGCAGGAUUUAUGGUGGGAGAGGCAGGAUUUAUGGUGGGGUGGCAGAAUGUAUGGCGGGAGUGGCAGGAUUUAUGGUGGGAGUGACAGGAUUUAUUGUGGGAGUGGCAGGAUUCAUGAUGGGUGAGGAAGGAUUCAUGGUGGGAGAGGCAGGAUUCAUGGUGGUGGCAAGAUUCAUGGUGGGAGAGAAAGGAAUCACAGUGGGAGAAGCAGGAUUCAUGGUGGAGGUGGUAGGAUUCAUGAUGGGAGAGGGAGGAUUCAUGGUGGAGGUGGCAGGAUUCAUGGAGGUGGCAGGAUUCAUGGUAGGAUUGGCAGGAUUCAUGGUGGAGAUGGCAGGAUUCAUGGUGAAGGUGGCAGGAUUCAUGGUGGGAGAAGCAGGGUUUAUGUACUUCACUUUCUGUGUCUUUUUGGUGAUGCUGGCUUGUGCAAUGUUCCAACAGAUGAGUUCAAUUGUCAAGCUGUGUUUGAUGACAACGCUUGGUCUCAUCUAUGUCAUUAUAAUAGAGAUUCCAUACUCCAGUGUCUUGGAUAACAGAGAUCUCCUGAUACAGUCACAUGGUAUUGUGCAUAUUGAUGAGGUAUGUGUGCAUAUUGAUGAGGUAUGUGUGCAUAAUGAUGAGUUAUGUGUGCAUACUGAUGAGAUAUGUGUGCAUAUUGACAAGGCCAAGGAAGAAAAAGAGGAAAUGGAAGAUCUGCAAGCAUACAACAAACGUCUUUUGAAUAAUAUACUGCCUUCAUUUGUAGCGGAGUACUUUCUGCGACAUGAUACUAAGGAUUCAGAUCUUUACUACCAAGAUUGUGAAUGUGUCUGUGUCAUGUUUGCAUCAAUUACGAACUUUUCAGAAUUUUAUGUUGAACUAGAAGGAAACAAUGAAGGGGUUGAAUGUCUUCGGUUGUUAAACGAGAUCAUUGCUGAUUUUGAUGAGAUUAUUGGUGAGCCUCAAUUGAGCAAUAUUGAAAAGAUCAAAACUAUUGGUUACACGUACAUGGCAGCGUCUGGUCUGACGGAUGAAACAAACGACAAAAUUGGCAAAACUCAUGUGGCUGCGAUGGCGGAAUAUGCUUUCCGAAUCAGAGAUCAGCUGGCCUAUGUUAAUGAACAUUCAUUUAAUAAUUUCAAAAUGAGAGUGGGAUUAAACGUAGGCCCUGUGAUAGCCGGAGUGAUUGGUGCUCGUAAACCACAGUAUGACAUUUGGGGAAAUACCGUAAAUGUCGCUAGUCGUAUGGACAGUACGGGUGUCUCUGACAAGAUCCAGGUGACGCAGGAAACUUAUAACAUACUAUCUCAAAAAGGAUACACAUUGGAAUGCCGAGGGGUCAUCAAAGUCAAGGGCAAGGGUGAAAUGUUGACGUAUUUCUUAACAGGAAGACCCAAGGAAAAACAUUGA
Saccoglossus kowalevskii is the source of this 5643-nucleotide messenger RNA. Its product is annotated as adenylate cyclase type 5-like. Gene Ontology annotation, cellular component: plasma membrane. The record is from RefSeq and is a predicted model, not a curated record. Gene Ontology annotation, biological process: adenylate cyclase-activating G protein-coupled receptor signaling pathway; cAMP biosynthetic process; intracellular signal transduction. NCBI's taxonomy places the organism in Eukaryota, Metazoa, Hemichordata, Enteropneusta, Harrimaniidae. Gene Ontology annotation, molecular function: adenylate cyclase activity.